Molecule: messenger RNA, 2099 nt
Organism: Papaver somniferum (opium poppy)
Lineage: Eukaryota; Viridiplantae; Streptophyta; Magnoliopsida; Ranunculales; Papaveraceae
Product: peroxisomal membrane protein PMP22-like
Exons: 10
Coding region: 281-838 (185 amino acids)
Cellular component (GO): membrane; cytoplasm
Source: RefSeq, a predicted model, not a curated record
CUGUUACUCUUCCCGGCCUCCCCUUCUUCUUCUUCAUUUUGACUCCAGUAAACUCCCUCUUCAUUUAAAAAUCUGAAAAAGGGUUUGGUAAGUCAGAGUCAAAGUCAGUUCAGUUGUCUUCUUGUGAUCUCGUUUCUUCACUCUGUUCUCUCUUGCCAACUACCUCCUCCUCUUUACUUAUUCUCAAUCUCCAUAUUUCCAUUCUUAAAACCCCCUAAUUUCUCUGUCUUCUCAAACUCUAAAAAUAUAGAGAACCAGAGACAGACUGAUUUGAUUUAGCAUGUCUGAUAUAAUCAAAGAAGCUUGGAGAAAGUAUUUGUUACAGCUACAAAUCAAUCCUCUCAGAACAAAGGCUAUUACAGCAGGAACUUUAGCUGGUUGUAGUGAUUUAAUAGCGCAGAAGAUUUCUGGAGUUAAGAAGCUUCAACUGAGAAGAUUUCUUCUUCUUGUGCUCUAUGGAUUUGCAUACUCGGGGCCAUUUACACAUUUUCUUCACAAAAUAAUGGAUAAAAUUUUCAAAGGAAAGACAGGCAAGGAAACUGUUGCUAAGAAGGUACUUUUGGAGCAAUUGAUUUCUUCACCUUGGAACAACAUACUUUUUAUGGUGUACUAUGGUCUCGUAGUUGAUGGAAGAUCGUGGAGUUUGGUCAGAAGUAAAGUCCGCAGGGAUUAUCCUACUGUUCAAUUGACUGCAUGGAAGUUUUGGCCAAUAGUUGGUUGGGUGAAUUACCAAUACAUGCCUUUGCAGUUCCGCGUCUUGUUCCAUAACUUUUUUGGCGCUUGCUGGGCAAUUUUUAUGAAUCUGAAAGCUCGAUCAGUUGCAAUUAAGAAAGCCUAAGACACAGGAGCCUCUAUAUCAGCUUAGCAUCUCAUUUGUUUUUUCUGUUUUCUUGUUCUUUUGUUGAUUCUUGCUCUUUUAUUGAUUCAGUUUGAUUGUUCUUGAAUGUCUUUGAGUCUUAACUAUGUUAAGAUUUUGUAGCUCCCUAAAAAGUUAUGGUACCAAAAGAUGAUUCUUGUUGAAUGUUAAAAAAUAAUAAUAGAAAAACUCUAUUUUCAUCAUGGCUGUUAUCAUCUCUCAAACAAACUAUAGUUGGUUAUUCAACUCUUAUGCAUGCAGAUGAUAAGCAUCACACCUAGUAACAUACCAAAAAAUGAAAAAAGAAAGAAAGAAAGAAGAUUUUGAUGAAGGAUAAAAGUGUUCUUUUAUCUUUUCAUUGGUUGCUUGGAACUGGGUGCUACAUGUGAUCGUACUGGUGUCAAUCCCUUACGAACUUCUGCAGUUUCAAAACAUUUUGUUGCCUCACAAUCUAUUGCUCUCAUCUUGCAUAGAAGCCUAAGACUAGGCAAGUAGAAUGGUUCCGAUCUGUCUAAUUGUGCUGUCACAGUUAAAUAUGUCUAAAUAAGAUCAAGCUUUACCAUUUUUCUGAGAAUGUUAACUGUUGAAAUUUGAAAACAAAGCUUGGAAUACAGGUGUGUGGUCAUGUUUCAGCAAAAUCAAAUAUACUUUCUUUUUGAAAAUGUUAGCUGUUGAAAAUCAAGCUUGGGAAAUAUCUGUCCGGUCAAGUUGUCACAUCUAUGUUUGACGCUAACAUUGGCAGCAACUGGUUCGCCGUCUCAGCAUCCAUGAAUAUGAGGAAUGGUGCUUGGAUAAGUUCGUAUUACCAAACUGGUCUACAAGGAAAAACCGUGAUCAAGGUUAGUCAAGGCGGAUUUGGUUUCAAUAUCAGCUGAGAAACCAUCCAGCAUCUCAGCCAGACAAGCUGUGCAAUGCAUCUUCACAUCAUCUGGGAACUCGUGAAGUUCUCCUGUAAUGAGAAUCUUCCUCGGACUCUCCUUGGCAGAUCCAAGAAUAAGCAUAAACGCUGUUAUAGCAUCAGCUGCUAUGCUAGACAAAUGUCGAGGCAUGUUAUCUAAUUCAGCCGCAUUCUUGUUUAACAUUUCACUAUUCUUCUUUACAGUGUCAGGCAAGAACUUAGCAAUACUUGUUGCUUGAAUUUGGACAAGCUUUUGAGCCAAUACAGGAACUCCAACAAUAGAUUUAUCCAUCUUUGAAAGAAGUGGAUGUGAAUGAAAUAGCCUUGCCUUUUCAGCCCUUGCUU